Molecule: messenger RNA, 3513 nt
Organism: Kazachstania africana CBS 2517
Lineage: Eukaryota; Fungi; Ascomycota; Saccharomycetes; Saccharomycetales; Saccharomycetaceae
Gene: SMC2
Product: condensin subunit SMC2
Exons: 1
Coding region: 1-3513 (1170 amino acids)
Biological process (GO): chromosome organization
Cellular component (GO): chromosome
Molecular function (GO): ATP hydrolysis activity; ATP binding; protein binding
Source: RefSeq, a predicted model, not a curated record
AUGAAAAUUGAGGAGCUAAUCAUUGAUGGUUUCAAAUCUUAUGCGGCCAGAACAGUGAUAUCCGACUGGGACCCUCAAUUCAAUGCUAUUACAGGGCUUAAUGGUUCGGGGAAGUCGAAUAUAUUGGAUGCAAUUUGUUUUGUCCUCGGUAUAUCUUCAAUGUCUACCGUGAGAGCCUCCAAUUUACAGGAUUUGAUUUACAAGAGAGGUCAAGCCGGUGUAACAAAGGCAAGUGUUACCGUAGUAUUCGAUAACAGUGAUAGAGAUAAUUCUCCUAUUGGGUUUACAAACUCUCCUAAGAUUUCUGUGACCCGGCAAGUUGUGCUUGGAGGAACGUCCAAAUAUUUGAUCAAUGGUCAUAGAGCACCUCAACAAUCCGUUCUACAAUUAUUUCAGUCAGUUCAAUUAAAUAUUAACAAUCCUAAUUUUCUAAUCAUGCAAGGUAAGAUUACUAAAGUGCUUAAUAUGAAACCUACUGAGAUUCUGUCAUUGAUAGAAGAAGCUGCAGGAACUAAGAUGUUUGAAGAUAGAAGAGAGAAAGCAGAACGUACCAUGGCAAAGAAGGAAACUAAACUACAGGAAAAUAGAGCAUUAUUGGCUGAGGAAAUUGAACCAAAACUAGAAAAAUUGAGAAGUGAAAAGAGAAUCUUUCUUGAUUUUCAAACGACCCAAACAGAUCUCGAAAGAACCUCAAGAGUGGUCAGUGCAUUCAAUUAUUACAAUAUGAAGCAUAGGCAAUCUAGUUUUGAACAAACACUGCAAGAUAGUGAAGAUAAAUGUAAUCAUUUGAAGGAGGAGAUCGAAAAGGUCUCAGAAGAAAUUAAGAGUUUAAAUGAAGAUUUAGAAGAAUUAAAGCUUCAGAAGAAAAAUGAAAUGGAUAAUGAAGGUAGGCUUGUGAACUUUGAAAAAGAAGAAAGUGAUUUGCUUAAGCAAAUAUCAAGAAUCAAGACUACUUUAUCGAUUAAAAAUGACAGUAUUGAUGAGGCAGAAAAGGAACUCCAAAAACUUAACUCGAAUAAUGAAGAGUUGACUAAGGAGUUAGAAAUGAAAUUGGCCCAGUACACUUCAACAGAAAAAGAAUAUGAAAUAGCAAAUUCUGAACUUACUAGAUUAAAAGAACUACAGGGGAAAAAAUCCGAACUUCUUUCAACAUUAUCGACGGGUAUUUCUUCCAAUGGCGCUACAGAUGAUGGCUAUAGUGCACAGCUUGUUGCUACGAAAAAAAAACUAAACGAUACUGAAGUGCUCAUAAAAAAGCUGAAUAUGAAACGUAGCAUGCUACAGAAGGAAUUAGCGUCUAAUGAGCCCAAAUUAUUUCAAGCUAAAAGAGAACAUGAAAAAUCCAGUAAAAUAAUGGAACAAAAUGAAAAAUAUUGUGGAGAACUACGAUCGCAACUGGCCAGUUUUGGUUAUGACCCGGAUUUGCUAAAAUUUUUGAGAAAAGAAGAGAGUGAAGUGCAACAACAACUGUAUAGGGCUAACGAGGAAGCUGAGGCGCUUAAAAGGCGCGUUGCAAAUAUUGAGUUUAACUACACAAGGCCUUCUGCAAAUUUUGAUCCAAAAUCAGUGAAAGGUGUUGCAGCUCAAUUAUUCACGGUUGAUCAACAACAAUUUGAUAAUGCAAUUGCUUUACAGGUGUGUGCAGGUGGCAGACUCUAUAAUAUUAUUGUUGAUAACGAGAUAACUGCAUCACAACUGCUUGAGAGGGGAAGACUAAAAAAGCGUGUCACAAUUAUACCACUAAGUAAGAUUGCAACAAGAACCUUGAAUAAAAAUACCCUGGCCUUAGCCAAAGAGCUGGCUCCUGGAAAAGUAGAACUAGCAUUGAACCUGAUCGGAUAUGAUGAUGAAGUGAGUAAAGCUAUGGAAUUCAUAUUUGGUAACGGUCUAGUUUGCAAAGAUGCCGAUACUGCAAAAAAGGUUACUUUCCACCCUAAUAUUCGUACCAGAAGUAUCACACAACAAGGUGACGUAUAUGAUCCAGAAGGUACUCUUUCUGGUGGUAGUAGAAAUACUACGCGCUCUUUACUAGUUGAUAUCCAAAAAUAUAAUCACGCAGUGGCUAAAGUGAAUGAGCUAGAACUAAAGCUUAUUGAGAUGCAAAAAAAAUUGAAAGAACAGGAAGAGACGUCUCAAAAAACAAAGUCAUUACAAAAUGAGUUGAACUUAGCUGAUCAUAAGCUUAAUAUUGCACAACGACGUUUGGUAGAAAAUUCAGCUGCUCAAAUCAUCAAAAGAAAUAAAGAACUGCAUGAAGAAUUGCAAGGAUGUGAGGAGCAAAUUCUUGUUGAAAAGAAAAAUGCUAGUGCUUUAGAGAUUGAAAUUGAGACUACAAAAAAGGAUGCAGAAGAAUUUUCAAAAGAUAAAAAUUCCAAGUUGAGCAAGCUAAAAAAUGAGAUUGAAAAACUGAAUAAAGCUAUUGAAGACGUAGAAAAUAAAUCAGAAUCACUAUACGAUUUGUAUCAGAAUUUACAGUUGGAAACUGAGCAAUUGGCGAAUGAAAUAAAAUCAAAUAAAGAAAUGAUGGAGCAGACAAAAGCAAACGUCGGCAAAUUAGAAGAAGAAAAGGUAUCUGUAGACUCACACCUACAAGAAUUAAAUACUUCGUUAAUUGAAGUGCAAACAAGGGUAAAAGAAGAGAGGGCAAGACUCUUAGGGAUUGAUGAAGAAUUGAAGGAACUUGAAUCUUUAGUUAAGAGUAAGCAAGAUACAAAAUCACAACAUGAAAUUGAUUUGAAAAAGAUUACCAAUGAAACAAAUUCAUUCAGGCAAAAUUCCACGAAUUUGCAAGCCAAUAUAGAGAAACUUAUUGAUGAGCAUGAAUGGCUCCAGGAUAUGGAAGUGGUGAAAGGCAUUGUCAAUCAGUAUCAUGGUAUAAACUUACAGGAGUACACUGAACGACAGAAGCAACUUCACGAGAAAUUUAGUGAAAUGAAACGAAAGGUGAACCCUAAUAUCAUGAGUAUGAUAGAAAACGUAGAAAAGAAAGAGACGGCAUUGAAAACUAUGAUAAGAACGAUCGAAAAGGAUAAAAUGAAAAUUCAAGAAACAAUAGGCAAGCUCAAUGAGUAUAAAAGAGAAACUCUUAUAAAAACUUGGGAGAAGGUUACAAAUGAUUUUGGAAAAAUAUUUGAGGAUUUGUUACCUAAUUCAUUUGCAAAAUUAGUACCAUGUGAGGGAAAGGAUGUCACUGAGGGACUUGAGGUGAAGGUCAGGCUAGGUACUAUAUGGAAAGAGAGUUUAGUCGAGUUAUCUGGGGGUCAGCGGUCCUUGAUUGCAUUAUCGCUGAUUAUGGCAUUGUUACAAUUUAGACCCGCUCCUAUGUAUAUCUUGGAUGAAGUUGAUGCGGCACUGGAUUUGAGUCACACACAAAACAUCGGUCAUCUGAUCAAAACAAGAUUCAAGGGUUCGCAGUUCAUUGUUGUGUCCCUGAAGGAAGGUAUGUUCAACAAUGCGAAUAGAGUGUUUAGGACAAGAUUUCAAGACGGUACCUCUGUAGUCAGUAUCAUGUAG